CUCUUCUCUCUCUUGCGAUUCAAUUUUUCCUUUUGGUUAUUUUGGUUAUUAUUUCUCACACACACAACACCGAAACCGCCUUUUUCAAAGGCUACAGCGUCUCUCUCUUCUCUUCUUCUUUUCCCUCUUCGAUUCUUAGGGUUUCGUAAAUACUCCAUCAGAAUGUUCCAGAAAACUCUCUAAUUUCAAUAUCAUUUUCUUCUUCACAACACUCGCUUGAUUUUUUUCAUUCACUUUUUAUUCUUUUUCUUCAGAUUGAAGCUGCUGAUUUAUACUUAUAAGUUGAAGCCUGAGUUUUGAAUUUUUAACCAUUCAAAGUCAUGUUUAAUGAAGGAGCUCCUGAAUUUGUUGUUGAUCAAAGCAUGUAUUACCCUGCUCCCACCAAUUAUGGUUUUUACUGUACAGGAUUUGAAUCACCCGGUGAAUGGGAGGACUACCCUAGGAUUUUUGGUGUAGACGGUCCUGAUAUUCAGUACUCGGGUGCGCAAGAUGAAAGUUUUCCAUAUGUAUAUUUUACACCUAGCUAUGGAUUUGCACAGUCUCCAUACAAUCCAUACAAUCCUUAUAUUCCAGGUGCUAUGAUGGGAGUUGAUGGGUCAUUUGGAGGAGCACAACAGUAUUACUCCCUCCCCAAUUACCAAAACCCUGUUUCUGCGCCAGCUUAUUUUCCUCAUGUUCAAUCAGAACAUUUUCAUGACAGUUCUGUUGAUCCAUUAUUUGAUAACAAUGCUUCUGUCAAUAGACCUGAUGGAAGAGGUACGAACCAUAAGUUCAAUUCAGCCUCUGCUUCUUUUACUAUGAACUCUUCAAAACCAUUAUCAAAUCAGACAAGUUCCUUAGUCUGGGAACCUGAGGGGCCAAGAGCUGAUGCUUUGGCAAAGAAAGAUUUGACAAAUGGAAGCGGCCCUAACAGUGGUUUUCCUAAUUUUGCUUCAUCACCUUAUCAUCAGGCUAGAAGUGCUGAUGUCUCAUUCCAGCCUAAAGAUACUUUUUCCAAUGGAAAUAUUUUGUCACAUCGUAAUCAAUUGAAUGUAGCUUCCCCAAUGGGUAAUGGGUUUUCUGACUAUGGAUUGAAUGCUACUGGACAGUCUGCUAUUGCCAAAUUUCGGCCAAAGGUUCAUGCUGCUAAAGUGCCGGGUGAUUUAAAUAGGGGCGGUGAUGUACUAUUGGGUGAGCUAAAUCGGGGCCCUAGAACUAGUAGGCCGAAACAUCAUAUGGCUGUCAAAGCCUAUACAGCCAAGGCAGGAGAUGCCAACACUCAAGAGAACAUUAUUUAUACUGAUCAAUAUAACAGGGAGGACUUCCCUAUUGACAAUGAAAUUGCGAAGUUUUUUGUUAUAAAAUCAUACAGUGAGGAUGAUGUUCACAAAAGCAUUAAAUAUAAUGUGUGGUCAUCAACACCCCAUGGAAACAAGAAACUGCAGAGUGCUUUCGAAGACUCUGGGAGAAAAGCUAUUGGAAAAUCUGGAGGCUGUCCUAUCUUUCUUUUCUUUUCAGUUAAUGCCAGUGGUCAAUUUUGUGGAGUUGCUGAGAUGGUUGGUCCUGUUGACUUUGAUAAGGAUGUGGACUUCUGGCAGCAAGAUAAAUGGAGUGGGAGCUUCCCUGUAAAGUGGCACAUCAUAAAAGAUGUGCCAAAUACCAAUUUUAGGCACAUUAUACUAGAAAACAACGAGUUCAAGCCUGUAACUAAUAGCAGAGACACACAAGAGAUAAUGUAUAGGAAGGGUCUGGAAAUUCUGAAGAUAUUCAAAAAUUAUACUUUGAAGACAUCUUUGCUUGAUGACUUUAUGUACUAUGAAAACCGACAGAAGGUCAUGCAGGAGGAGAAAGCUAAAUUUCUAAGCAAGAAUUUUGGAAGUCCAUCAUCAGUACCAGUGUUGGAGCCACCCCGAAAGCUGACUUAUGCUUUUGAAAUUCCUCCUGUCAGUGAUGAGAAAAAUUCAAAGAUGGAUGAUCUGGAUAGCUUAAAACACACUUCAAUUUCAAGUGUUGGAGCCACUGUUAAUAGUUCUGAUGCCACCAGCAAUGCAUCUGUGGAUGAAAAGGCUGAGACCGGUGAAGUUGAUAGCCAAGAUAUUUCUUCUGUCCUGAAGAUUGGUUCUGUCACCAUUACCCCCAAACAGGUACCAAUUGAUGUUGUCACAGUAGGCUCAAUGCAAGUUAAAGUUAAUGGAUUUUCCGAGUCUUCUGGUGUUUUAAAGGUUGGGAGUACCCCACUUGAUUCCAGAUCUCUACAGGCAGGCAAAGGAACCUCUGACAUCAACACUGGACCUCAACCUUAAGUUUUGUCUGGGGAUGUCAAAGGCAUAAUUUCAGUCUAAAUUGAAAGAUGGAUUAAUAUCUCCCUGAUUGUUUCACAAUUGGGAAGUUGGGUUUCUUUUUUAUAUUUGUUGGUAUCUUUCACUUGAUUGAUACAAAGACCAAACCGUUAGAUGAAUCUUUCUAGCGAGUUUGAUACAGAAAGCUUUAAAAGACUUCAUCUUUAUAUUUUGUCGGUCAGCAAACAGUUCACAUGGUUGUUUUCUUCCUUGCAGAUUUCAUCCAUUAUUUUGUCUUAGUAUGAAACUUUUGCUGUUACAUGUCUCGUUCUGUUAUGCUUUGAGGUUUCCAUUCUGUUAUGUUAAGAUGGAACUUGUCAUGUGCUUUUUUAGUUUGUUUGAUAAAUAAAGAAAGAUAUGUAACAUCUGAAUCAAUAAAAGUUUGCUUCAAGACUGAAAUUGAAUAUGUGUAUGUCUUUCUUGGGUUUUAAGUGAAUUCAAUAAGACUGAACGUGCCCCACAACUUCCAUUA
This is a messenger RNA of Lathyrus oleraceus (garden pea), 2790 nucleotides long. RefSeq names its product YTH domain-containing protein ECT2. The transcript is spliced from 7 exons. Gene Ontology annotation, cellular component: cytoplasm. Gene Ontology annotation, molecular function: mRNA binding. NCBI's taxonomy places the organism in Eukaryota, Viridiplantae, Streptophyta, Magnoliopsida, Fabales, Fabaceae. Gene Ontology annotation, biological process: mRNA destabilization. The coding region runs from base 321 to 2282 and encodes 653 amino acids. The record is from RefSeq and is a predicted model, not a curated record.